GUGACAGCAUUUCCAACAGAAAGUAGUCAAUGCCUUUUCUUCUUCUUCUUCUUCUUCUUCUCCUUCUUUAUCGAUACGCUUUAUUAGUUGUUACGCUUUUACUGAUGUGACUAUAAAUCUAGUGGGAAACAAAGUGUUAUGCAAUGUUUAUUAAUUUAAUCUGAGAUGGGAGCUUGCAGUAGCAGCUGAUCGACCAUGAUAUAGAUGGAGACGGGAAUUCAGAUAGAAAUAUAGAAAUCCCUUGCUUUGUUUUCAUGAAGUGUUUUCUACUGUGCAUACCAUGCCUGAAGAACAGAGGUCACGGCGCCUAAACAAGUCAUGCGUUCUUCUCAUUGGGAUAGGGGGGAUGGAGAGGUUUGCGUUCAAAGGGGUGGCCUGCAAUCUGGUGACUUACCUGACGGACGUGGUGAAGAUGAGCAACUCGGCGGCGGCCAAGACGGUGAACUCUUGGAUUGGGAUUACGUCUCUGCUGCCUUUACUUGUGGCGCCACUCGCUGACUCUUACUGGGAUCAGUUCUCUACCAUUUUGGCUUCCUCCUUCCUCUAUCUUGUGGGGCUUGUGGCACUGACAUGGACGGCAAUCUCAUGGGCAUGGACUCCUGCAACUGCAGCCGGCUCUUCCUCAGCCCUCUUCUGGUCUCUCUCUCUGAUUUCCCUUGGCCAGGGCGGCUAUAACCCAUCCUUGCAAGCCUUUGGAGCAGACCAACUUGAAAAUGACGAUGAAUUGCCUCAGACUGCCGAUCGGGACCGGCACGCUAACAAGAAGAAGAGUUUGUUCUUCCAGUGUUGGUAUUUUGGAGUUUGCACUGGCAGCCUCUUGGGUGUCUCAGUUAUGUCCUAUAUUCAAGACACAUUUGGUUGGGGUUUAGGAUUUGUCAUCCCUGCGAUUGCGAUGCUCGCAUCCAUAGUGUUUUUCACCUGUGGCAGCCGAUAUUAUACAUAUAGGCAGGCCAAGGCUGCUGACGUUAAUAAGCCCUUCAGGAGCAUGGCUCGAACGGUGGCAGCGACUGUGUUUAAAAUGACUCACAGUCGAAUCACCUUACAGAAUAACAAUGACACUGUGGAUGAGCUAGAGCUUGAAGAAAAACCAAUUUGUCAUCCACAUCUUGAAGGAGAGGAUUUGGAAUGUCUCCCCACGGGCAACAUCCGUCAGCUGGAAAAUGUGAACAUUAUACUGCGACUCUUACCUAUAUGGACAACGCUUCUAAUGUUCGCUGUCAUAUUCCAACUCCCAACCACUUUCUUCACCAAACAAGGCAUCACCAUGAAGAGAAACAUCGGAAGCAACUUCAAAAUCCCCCCGGCGACGCUUCAAACUGCAAUUACGGUGUCUAUAAUUCUAUUGAUGCCAUUAUAUGACACGAUUUUAGUCCCAAUUAUGCGGGCAAUAACUCAUAAUGAUCGAGGCAUCAGUGUAAUGCAGAGGAUGGGGAUUGGGAUGUUCCUCUCCAUAAUAGCAAUGAUGAUCGCUGCAAUCGUUGAAACAAAGAGGCGAGGGAUUUGCCAAACAAUGGGAAGCAAUCUUGAGUCAGAGACAGUACCACUGAGCAUAUUCUGGUUGCUGCCUCAGUACAUUCUUUUGGGCAUAUCAGACAUAUUCACUGUGGUGGGAAUGCAGGAGUUCUUUUACAGUGAAGUGCCCAUACGAAUGAGGACAAUGGGAAUAGCUCUGUACACCAGUGUGUUUGGGGUUGGGAGCUUCUUGAGUGCCAUACUAAUUUCUAUGAUUGAGUUCCUCACGAGUUCAAGCAGGGGCAAGCCAAGCUGGUUCUCAGACAAUAUGAGUGAAGCUCGGCUUGACAAGUACUACUGGUUACUGGCCUUGUCAAGUGCACUGAGUUUGCUGCUGUUUGUGAGUUUGUGCAAAUGCUACCAGAGCAGGAAUGAUUUGGGUAGUGGUGGCAAUUGGAAGUGAGAUCUUAGCUUUUCAGUGAAGGAAUUUUGUGUAAAGAACUAAAGCAUAGUGAUGAUAUUUAGUUGCAAUAGUCCAGCUUUUGUAUAAAUUAAUUUAGCCUGUAUAAGCCUUUAAAAAGCUGGAUUUUCUGCUGAUAAUGCAGAAUGCCAGAAUUAUCAUGUGUCUCAAGUACCGAGACACACUAAACAUUAUAUUUUUAGGUAUUACACUUAUAUUUAUAUUCUUAGGUAUUGCACUUAUAUUUAUGUGCUGUUUCGUGCAUAUUUAUAUUAUGUCUAUGGACACAAUUAUAGCA
This is a messenger RNA of Malania oleifera, 2210 nucleotides long. Its product is annotated as protein NRT1/ PTR FAMILY 5.9. The coding region runs from base 281 to 1915 and encodes 544 amino acids. Gene Ontology annotation, biological process: transmembrane transport. The record is from RefSeq and is a predicted model, not a curated record. Gene Ontology annotation, molecular function: transmembrane transporter activity. The transcript has 5 exons. Lineage: Eukaryota; Viridiplantae; Streptophyta; Magnoliopsida; Santalales; Ximeniaceae. Gene Ontology annotation, cellular component: membrane.